Molecule: messenger RNA, 2417 nt
Organism: Balaenoptera acutorostrata (minke whale)
Lineage: Eukaryota; Metazoa; Chordata; Mammalia; Artiodactyla; Balaenopteridae
Gene: AIFM3
Product: apoptosis inducing factor mitochondria associated 3
Exons: 21
Coding region: 239-2092 (617 amino acids)
Biological process (GO): execution phase of apoptosis
Cellular component (GO): cytoplasm; mitochondrion
Molecular function (GO): 2 iron, 2 sulfur cluster binding; oxidoreductase activity, acting on NAD(P)H; flavin adenine dinucleotide binding
Source: RefSeq, a predicted model, not a curated record
GGGCAGCCUCGGUCCACUGUUGGGCUGGGAGCAAGAAGCAGUGGCUGCCCUUGGAGAGCCCUCAUCAAAGCCCUGAUCCCCAUAGAUGCUCCUGUCUCCCCGCAGGCAGCUCCAGCUGGGAUGGCAGCUCCAGCAUCUCUAAGGGCCUCGGGGGGUCCAGCCCCCCAGGGGGCACCCUAGGCCUCCCACAGCCAGCCGCCUGUGUGCCUGCCCCCCACCCAUCUGCGGGUCACUCACCAUGGGUGGCUGCUUCUCCAAGCCCAAGCCAGUGGAGCUCAAGAUCGAGGUGGUGCUGCCCGAGAAGGACCGGGGCAAGGAGGAGCUGUCCACCGGCGGGAAGGGCAGCCCCCGGGCCUACCAGGGCAACGGCACGGCCUGCCACUUCCAUGCAGAGGAACGCCUGCCCGCCCCCCACCCCUACCCCGGCGCCCAGGACUGCGUGGAGGCUGCUGUCUGCCACAUCAAGGACCUGGAGAAUGGCCAGAUGCGGGAAGUGGAGCUGGGCUGGGGGAAGGUGUUGCUGGUGAAAGACAACGGGGAGUUCCAUGCCCUGGGUCACAAGUGUCCACACUACGGUGCGCCCCUGGUGAAAGGAGUGCUGUCCCGUGGACGGGUGCGCUGCCCCUGGCAUGGCGCCUGCUUCAACAUCAGCACCGGAGACCUGGAGGACUUCCCUGGCCUGGACAGUCUGCAUAAGUUCCAGGUGAAGAUUGAGAAGGAGAAGGUGUAUGUCCGGGCCAGCAAGCAGGCUCUGCAGCUACAGCGAAGGACCAAGGUGAUGGCCACGUGCAUCUCUCCAAGCACGGGCCACAGCAGCAGCACCAACGUGCUCAUCGUGGGCACAGGCGCAGCUGGCCUGGUGUGCGCGGAGACGCUGCGGCAGGAGGGCUUCUCAGACAGGAUUGUCCUGUGCACUCUGGACCGGCACCUUCCCUACGACCGGCCCAAGCUUAGCAAGUCUCUGGAUGCACAGCCGGAGCAGCUGGCCCUGAGGCCCAAGGAGUUCUUCCGAGCCCAUGGCAUCGAGGUGCUCACUGAGGCCCAGGACCCGGAGGCCUCGCUCUGCCCGGCGGGGUCACAGGUGGUCACGGUGGACGUGAGGAACAAGAAGGCCGUGUUCAAGGAUGGCUUCAAGCUGGAGUACAGCAAGCUGCUGCUGGCACCCGGGAGCAGCCCUAAGACCCUGAGCUGCAAAGGCAAAGACGUGGAGAAUGUGUUCACCAUCCGGACGCCCGAGGACGCCAACCGCGUGGUGAGGCUGGCCCGGGGCCGCAACGCUGUGGUCGUGGGAGCCGGCUUCCUGGGGAUGGAGGUGGCCGCCUACCUGACUGAGAAGGCCCACUCAGUGUCCGUGGUGGAGCUGGAGGAGACGCCCUUCAGGAGGUUCCUGGGGGAGCGCGUCGGUCGCGCCCUCAUGAAGAUGUUUGAGAGCAACCGGGUCAAGUUCUACAUGCAGACGGAGGUGUCGGAGCUGCGGGCCCAGGAGGGAAAGCUGAAGGAGGUCGUGCUGAAGAGCAGCAAGGUCUUGCGGGCUGACGUCUGCGUGGUGGGCAUUGGUGCAGUGCCCGCCACGGGCUUCCUGAGGCAGAGCGGCAUAGGUCUGGAUUCCCGAGGCUUCAUCCCUGUCAACAAGAUGAUGCAGACCAAUGUCCCGGGAGUGUUUGCAGCUGGCGACGCUGUGACCUUCCCCCUGGCCUGGAGGAACAAUCGGAAAGUGAACAUCCCACACUGGCAGAUGGCUCACGCCCAGGGGCGCGUGGCAGCCCAGAACAUGCUGGCGCAGGAGGCGGAGAUCAGCACGGUACCCUACCUGUGGACCGCCAUGUUCAGCAAGAGCCUGCGCUACGCGGGGUACGGAGAAGGCUUCGACGACGUCAUUAUCCAGGGGGAUCUGGACGAGCUGAAGUUCGUGGCUUUUUACACCAAAGGCGACGAGGUGAUCUCCGUGGCCAGCAUGAACUACGAUCCCAUCGUGUCUAAGGUGGCGGAGGUGCUGGCCUCCGGCCGCACCAUCCGGAAGCGGGAGGUGGAGCUGUUUGUGCUGCACAGCAAGACUGGCGACAUGUCCUGGCUCACAGGGAAAGGAUCCUGAGCUUGCACGCAGCGGACUCGGGCAGGCAUGUUGGGGCGUCAGGGACAGAGGCCAAGCCUGGGGGGCAGGUGCCAACCUCCAGUUCCCCAGGAGCCCCCAGGGCAGAACCUGAGCCCUCUCAGUGCUUGCCUUCGGCUGCCUGGCUCACCUCCCGAGAGGCCUCAGCGGCCUCCAGGAGAUGCUCAGCCCCCAAGACGUCCAGUGCCACUGAUGGCUGGCAGUGGAGGCGGGACAGACCCUGCCUCUUCUUCCUCUGGGACUGGUCCCCUGUAGGACCCUGCAACAUAUUAGACAUGAUCUUAAAAUUAAAACUCACACAUUUGCA